GGCUUGUCAACCAUCAACCGACAGCUCGCCAUUCAGUUGGCAAAACACCCCAGCGUGGAUGUCAGUGUUUAUCUCCCUCAGUGCAGUGAAGAAGACAAACGAGUCGCUGCCAGACACAAUGUUCAUGUCAUUGAAGCAGAAAAAAUGCCAGGUUAUGACCCGGUUGACUGGUUGUCCUUCCUACCAAAAGACCAUGCUGUGGACUGUGUGAUAGGACAUGGAGCCAUUCUUGGUCGGCAAGUGCAAGGUAUAAAACGUGAUCGUCCUCAUUGUAAGUGGAUUCAGGUCGUUCAUACCUCUCCAGAAGAACUUGGAAUGUACAAAGGAUAUGAAGAGCGCAUUUCCAGAGGUGAAGAGAAACACCAAGUGGAGGUUGAAUUCUGUAAAUUGGCUGAUCAAGUUGUAGCAGUUGGACCCAAGCUGGCUGAAGCUUUUUCGGGUUAUCUCCGUCCCUGUGGAAAGGAUCAAGAUGUUUUCAAUCUUACCCCAGGCAUUUUCUCUGAAUUUGCUGAUGUAAAGCAAGCCUCUCAGGAAAGAAGUUCAUUUACUGUUUUAGUGUUUGGACGUGGCGACAAUGAAGAUUUUCAGCUAAAAGGAUAUGACAUUGCUGCCCAAGCCAUUGCUGAGUUGAAAGACACGACGUACAAACUUGUGUUUGUUGGAGCAACACGGGGAGAAGAAGAUAAAGUAGCAGACUUGUUACUUAAGCAUGGCAUUGAUCGCAGUCAACUCAGGGUGCGUCGUUUUAAUGAAAGCAGAGAGCAGCUAUCACAGUUAUUUUGUGAGGUAGAUCUUGCUAUAAUGCCAUCCCGAGCUGAGGGCUUUGGUCUAGCCGCCCUUGAGGCUUUAUCAGCUGGUCUGCCUGUGCUGGUCAGUGGGAACUCUGGUUUUGGGGAGGCUUUGAAGAAAGUUCCUUUUGCUUCGAGCUGUGUGAUAGAGUCAGAAGAUCCUAGAGAAUGGGCCAAUGCAAUCAAAACUGUUCAUCACAAAGACAGGGAGAUGCGUCUCGGGGAGUCUAAAGUUGUACGUAGAGCAUAUGCAGAAAAGUACAGCUGGGAUGAACAGUGUGAUAAAUUUAUAGAAAGGAUGAAAAUCAUCACUUUCGAAGGUCAGUUAAAUUAGUCACAGUCUAUUGCUUAUUCUGUGUUAUUAGACUUGGGAAACAGGUGUGAUACACUGCAUUUGCUCAUAAAAAAGAUGCGAUAUGGCACUCAUUAAAGUUCAAAGCAUUUUUCGACACACCUCCCGUUUAGAUGGAGAACUUUUAAAAGAGUCAUGGACAGUUGCAUAUCUGUUUUGACAGAAAUAGCCAAUAAAGUUACAAAAGAGAUGGGCUUGAGUUCUGGAACAAUGACAAUUACUUGGGCUGCUCCCUUGAGUUCCACCAAAAGGCUAUACGUUUCGGUUAGUAUUGAGGAAUGCUGACAGAAAAGGGGGAAUCACUUGUCACAAAUGAUAAUUUUUAUUAACAGGGCUGUUAUUAAGAGACAGGGAAAAGGGAUUUCCCCCCGCUACUAUAAAUGUGGCCCCCUGCUACUUUUAUGGGAAAGUAGAAGAAAAAUAGUCUAACCAAAAGAAAUUACCAACUGUAUGUUUGAUUCCCUGCCUACUUGUUGUAUUUACCUGGGAACUUGAAAUCUUGGUGACAGCCCUGCAGUGUGUUUUUUUAGUUUUUUAUUCGUUGCUCAUUUGAUGAUAAAGCCUGUUGAAAGAAAAGACCUUUUUCAAGUAAGUACUGUACACACUAUUACAUGUACUGAUAUUUUCCUCUGGACUACUGACAUUACCUUUUAAAGAAAUCAACUUUUAAAAUCGUUUUACUAGAGGUACACAUAAACUUCCUAAAAAGCACUUUUUAUUGUCUAAUAGCUGACAUACCUACUGGCAAAAAUUAUUACAUCAAUACUGAACUGAUUUACCUUCAGGCUUAUCAGAGAGGCAACAGUUAUCUGAAAAGCGAGAGGAGAAAAGACCAUUACUUUCAAGCAACACUCCGGUUUUUAAAUACCCAAGGUUGUUGAGAGAUGAAGGUAAAGUUUGUUUAAGUUUGACCACAGUUUAUAACCGUCUUAGUAUUGGAAAACAGCUGAUUGUAUGUACGGGUAAAUAGGUAAAUAGGUCACCCCCUAAAGGAACUCAGAAGCUAAAGUUCAUUAACCCUCCUCUCGCUCUGAUCGAUCCUAGACCGAGAUUUUUCACCUCUUUCUUUUCCUUAGCCACCAAAAACGCCUGAUACUCAAGCUAAGAUAUAGCGAAAUUAUUUGUUUUACUAACGGUGAAAUCUGUGGACAAAAUCCCAUGUUGUUACCAUUCAAAUGAAUUGGCAAAAAUUUUACCUAGUACUAUUUAUUCGUAGGAUUUUACCAAAAAGAAAUCUAGUGUUUUUGAGAACUUUUGCUUUGGCUACUGUUAAGAUUGAAAGGGUUAACUCUGUCGAUAAAACGAAGCCAUUGUGCGGAUUAAAGAUGUUUAACUUUAGUCCUAGUUAGAUCACACGAGGUAUGCUCAACAAUAUUGCAUUUUUCAUUUUUAUGUAGGAGUUGCUGAAAAUCGAUUUCUCCUUAAAAGAAGUAAUGAAGUUAGUUUUUAAGUGGUGCUGCGGCGGUUGGGGGAGUGAAGUGCACAACAAUUGGUUUUUUCAACUGAGUUGACAAAGUUAAAAUGGCCAUCGUAAAGAUUUUCAAAACCUUACGUUUCGAGAACUAACCCUUCUUUAGUUGUUUUCGGUUUUCAACGUUUUCUUUUAAAGCGUAUCUGUAAUAAAACACUUUGAUUUGAUUUAGAGGAGAGAACCAUAAAAGCUGACGUCCGCAAAAAUUUCCAAUUUACCUAUUAUUUUAACGUUUUAUGCAUAAGUGCACAUCCUCUGCUUUGUGGUUACUGACAAAUAUUUCCAAUCUCAGAUUGGGAAACCUUGGUUCUUGUGAAAUUGCUGAAAAAGGAAUACAAAAGGCGCUCGCAGCUAAGACCACUUCUAUGGGAUAGCACCAUCCAGUUACCCAUAGAACAAGUCUACACAAGACUGAAAAUCAUCUCAAGAGGAAAAUUGGCCAUCCAGGUGGAAGGCGACGAGGUGAAUGUGUUCGACAUUUUCAAAUCUCCUGGCAUUGGUGAGGAUGUUAUGACGUUAGUAGAGGGAAGUCCAGGAAUUGGUAAAACUACGUUUUGCCUCAAACUUGCUUAUGACUGGGCUCGUGGAAAUAUCCCAUCUGAGUGCUCCUUUCCCAAGUUUGAAUUUGUGUUUCUUCUCAAAUGUCGUGACAUUGAUGGAGAUAUAAUGGAAGCUAUCAGUGAACAACUUUUGCCCAGGGAUAUGGAUAUGGAGAAGUCUGUGGAGAAGCUGUUGCAUUUCAUGAAGAACAUUCAUAACCAGGAGAGACUGAUUUUAAUAAUUUUGGAUGGAUUGGAUGAGCUACCUGAAAAGUCACGGCACCAUGUAGAUGAGCUGCUUCAAAGACGAAUUUUACCAUUUUGCUUUGUCUUGGCUACGACACGACAAGAAAGAGGAAUCGAAGUACGAAAAAGCGUUGUCUUCGACAUUCACUUAGAAAUCAAAGGGUACACGGAAAAUGAUUCUAUUGCGUACGUCAGAAGACACUUUGAAACCAUUGGCCAGUCACCAAAGGGGGAGAGGCUCAUUGAGGAAAUGCAGCAGAACACUUUCUUACAUGCACUACGAAAUAACCCGCUAAAUUUACUUCUGCUUUGCGUUGUUUAUGAGGACUGUGAGGGAAAAUUGCCGACUUCCUGGACAGAACUUUACCAAGUCAUUGUGCAAUGUCUUUUGAGGCGAUACUGCGCCAAACGCAACUGGCCGGUCCCUGAAGAUGACAGUGUCCUAGAGAAAACGUUUGAAAAGGAAAUUCUUGCACUCGGAGAGCUAGCUUGGUUAUGCCUGUUGAGUGAUCGUUAUGGUUUCCGUGAAACUGAAUUGGAUGAGUUUGAAAAAAGAUACCCAGGAUUGGUAGCUCGUGAGCUAGGCCUUCUUUACAAAGAAGAAAGUCUAAAGAGAUUAAAGCCUCAACAUGAGUACUGCUUUCUUCACAAGACCUUCCAAGAGUACGUGGCUGCCGCGUUUAUUGCAGAGAAGCUAGUAAAUCUACAGUUUUAUGUAUUUGAGCACAUAAGCUUUGAGGACUUUGUGACGAAAUAUCCACAAGUGUUUAUUUUUGUUUCUGGUAUGCUAAGCGAGAAAGCAACUAUUUUAUUCACCCAGAUUGGCGUGGAGUUAAAGAGGACAUAUUACUGGGACUGGAACGAGAAUUGCAGUGAGGAGACAGCUACAUUCUUUAUUCAAAGCUUUAAUGAGAGUGGACAUGCUGAAGAAAUGGCAGUUACUCUUUGUAACAUUAUACCUUUUCCAAAGGUCAUUACCUUUAAAUUCGGGGAAAAAUACAACUCUUCUUUUAUUAAGGUUUUAAUGACGUGCAAAAGCUUUUCAAAUUUACAGACACCUGCUGAACUAUAUGCUGAUACAUAUGGUUUGGAGAAAGGAGUGAGAGGCGUGUUGAAUUAUAUAGAAUCCUGCCCGCAGCUGACAGUCGUAAGCUUUGUUUAUGAUGAAGAAUUUUUGACGUCAUCAGAUACAGAUCGUCUUUGCAAAUGGUUUUCUGUGACCAAGAGUCUAUCAGAGUUUACUCUUAAAUUCAGAUAUAAUGCCACCCCUAAGGAGUGUGACCUGCUGGUUCAAAUUGGACGAGGGUUGGCUUCCUGUCGAACUCUGACAAAAGUAACGUUUUCUCUGCCUGGAUAUGCUUAUAGCGAGGGUUUUUUCAAUGCGCUUGAAACUGGAUUGACACCGCUGACGACUGCUGGUCUCGAGCUACGUGGGCCAAUGACGUAUACUGCGACACUAGCUUUACAAAAUUUUUUAUCAAGUAAAUCCUUGAAUUCUAUUUCUCUUUAUAUUGUUGGAGGCGUGCUUGAUUUGUUAGUCACUACUAUCAGUGAAGCACUUGUAAGACAAACAGUUUUAAAAUCUCUUGAUCUACAUCUUUGUGGACCGCUGAGUUCCUCAAGUGCCAGUUUCCUGGAGAAAGGGCUUAUGGAAAAUAGUUCUUUGAAUUAUAUAAGACUGUAUGUCGACGGUGAGCUCCCUGGUAACUGGCAUUCUGUUGUGGAAAAUCUUCGCUUGGCGAAAAGGUCCCCUGUUUGCUGUUCUAUUUAUCCAAACACCAUUAACAACGUAGCAAAGAAUUAUUUUCGUCCUGUUCUGGUUAGGAAAGGGUUAAAUAUAAAGCAACUCGUAACUGUUAACGUCUGGGGUGAGAUGAAAUGCGAAGCGGCAGAAGCCCUUUCUGAAGUCUUGGCACCUUCCUCCAUUACUGUUCUCACAUUAAACGUGCGUGGAAAUUUGACAAGUGAAGUUUCUAAUUCCAUUGCAAGAUGUUUGGAAGAAAACAAGACACUAUCUUCCCUGUCCAUCAACAUAUGGGGCAAUUUGACAACAGAGAGAGGUAUUGUUCCUUCCAGCCUAUCAAAAAACAGUCGCGUUCAGUUAAAUGUACAUGACGUGCGUAUGGGUCCAGAUGAGUCAACAAACGAUGUUCCUGUUAUCACUACCGAUAAUUCUGUGGCAUUGAGAGCUUUUUUCAUCAAAGUCAAGGAUAGAAGAAAAGAAAAAGUCAGUCUUACAAUCAAUAACGAUAGUUAUUUUACCAAGGCGUGGACACGUUGCCUAGGUGAUGCUUUGGCAGAAAACACAUCCCUGACCACGCUUGAUGUUACAGUCAACAGCUGCUUCGUGGAUGCAGAUUUGGGAGAAGACCUCGGGAAUAGUUUAUUGCAAAGCACUUCUUUAACAUCUCUUAGUCUCACAGUCAACUUCAGUAACAUGAAAGAAGGAUGGGAAUGCAAACUGGGUGAGUGUUUGAUCAAAAUGGCAUCUUUAACUACACUCGCCCUUGAACUAAACGGCGACGGUAAAUGGAAUCAGAAGGAUUGUCCAAUUAAACUGAGUAACGUCCUAGCGGCAAUCAAAUCAUUAUCUUCCCUUUCUGUUUCAAUCCAUAGUGAUAGCAUGCAUUCAUUUUGGAACAAGGUUGUGGGUGAUUGUUUAAGAGAGUGCACGUCACUUACAAAACUCAGUCUCACAUUCAACAUGGAUGAUUACUCUGAGAGCUAUUUCUGUGGCCUCACUGACGGCUUGGCAAUAACUACCUCAUUAAAAACAUUUAGUGUGGCAGUGCUUGCUCCGUAUCAUAAUGCGGAUUUAUCAAGAAUCCUUGACGAUCUCACUGACGUUCUUUCAUUAAACUCGUCAGUGAACACGCUGACAGUGACUAUGACAGUAAUUGAGACAGGCUCUGAUUUGUGCGCUGAUCGGCGGUUUUCUUCCAUCGAAUUGCCAGUGAAUACGUUGAUAACUACGUUAAAUCUCACGAUAAAUGAGUACGGUGAAGAAAUAUCGAAUAUAUCAGGGGUUUUAGACGCCUCUGGAGUGUUCCAAUUUUUGGCAGAAUACACAUCAGUAACCACAUUCAACCUGACACUCAACAGUAGCAAAGAAGUGAGAGAUGACUGGAUACAAGGCCUUUGCGACGCUUUGAUGAGAAACACCUCAUUGACAACACUGAGAUUAAAAGUAAAUAGCCAUUGUUCUAAAGGUAAUGGCCGUUUAUAUGACUUUAGUAAACUUUUGAUAGAAAGCCAAACAUUAUCCAUACUUGAACUUGAUGUAAGUUUCUAU
Molecule: messenger RNA, 6688 nt
Organism: Porites evermanni
Lineage: Eukaryota; Metazoa; Cnidaria; Anthozoa; Scleractinia; Poritidae
Source: the annotation of a GenBank genome assembly